AUGCGCGUGAGCAUCAUCAUUUUCUCCUUCGUGGUGUUCCUGGUGAAGGGACACAUAGCAAAGUCUGAUGACAAGAAGAACUUCUCAAAGCUUUUCGACGCGAACUUGGUGAACAAUUACGAGAAAUUAUUUAAAGUAAUAAAAUGCCAGUACUGUUUAACUCAGAAAAAAGGAGCACAAAAUGAAAAAUGCAAAAAGAUAAUGAAAGAGUGCAAACACUUGCUGAAGGAUGGAGAGUACAUGACCAUGUUGAAAGAUUUAAUGAGUGACUUGAAGGUGGGAAAAAAUGAACAUGUGUAUGGACCAAAUACAGAGGAGUUGAAGAAAAUUAUCAACUUCUUGGAGUUGCACAAGCAAGAAAUCAAAAAAAUAAAAAACAUGAUUGACACUAUAAAGAAUAAUAAAGCCAUUUUGUUAAUCAAUGGAGGAGACAACGCCAUGGUCCAUAAGUUGAAUAAAAAAAUGAAAUCCCUAAAGAACGGUGUUGAAUACAUACAGAAGAGCCAAGAAGCUAUAACAAAACAUCUAAGUGAGAAUGACGAUGAGGUAAAUAAUAUUCUACCCGACAUGUUUCACUUAAAAGGAACAACAAAUAAAAAUGGCAACGAACUUAUCCAACUAGGAAACGUAACAGAUACUGAUGGUGAAAAUAACUAUGAGUUAGGAAAUCUCGGUGUAGAAGAUGUUAUAAAGAACAGCAUGAAGGGGUUAUUUAAAGAUGGUGAAGGACUCAUGGACGUUGUGAAGAACACCUUGAUGCAAGAAGGAGGAGGAAUUGGUGGAGAGUUAGUUAGCCUCAUAGAAAAGGGAAAAGAAAUCGGACAGAAAAUUGUGGACAUUGAAGGAAUGAUAACGAAUAAGGAUGGAACUGCUAAUGCGGAUGGAACAACCAUUGAAAAAUUGGAUCACUUCAAAACAGAAUUGUCUUCAUAUGAAUUUUUGAUAACCAGCCUUAAAGGAAUCGUCCUGGGUAAACUUAAGGAUAUCUUGCUACGACUUUUGUACAAAGCCUACAUAAGCUACAAGACUAAAAAGGCAAAAGAGUUUGGAGAACCUGUACCAAGUGAAGUGCCAGAAGAAGAAUAUCUCAAUGAACUUAAAAAAGGAGGACUUGAAUUAGGAAUAAAAAUACUCUUCAACAAAUUACGAUAUUUACUCAUCGUCAUAAAGAAAAAGUUAUUCCCAAAGAAGUUUGGAAAUAAGGAGGACAAGACAAAGAAGGGAGAGAACAAGGCACUUCCCAAAAGCGUCACCCUUGAAUCUGCUAAACUCAAUUCCAAUAUGUUGAGAGGCUCUGUUUGCGAGGAAGACGUCAGCCUCAUGACGAGCAUAGACAACAUGAUUGAAGAAAUUGAUUUCUAUGAGAAGGAAAUAUAUAAGGGUUCACACAGUGGAGGAGUGAUUAAGGGGAUGGACUACGACUUGGAAGAUGACGAAAACGAUGAGGAUGAAAUGACCGAACAGAUGGUUGAGGAGGUCGCGGAUCAUAUUACUCAGGAUAUGAUCGACGAGGUAGCUCACCACGUGCUAGAUAAUAUCACUCACGACAUGGCCCACAUGGAGGAAAUCGUCCAGGGGCUCUCCGGGGAUGUCACCCAAAUAAAGGAAAUCGUACAGAAGGUAAACGUGGCAGUCGAGAAGGUUAAGCAUAUAGUGGAAACUGAGGAAACACAGAAAACUGUAGAACCUGAACAAAUUGAGGAAACACAGAACACUGUGGAGCCUGAACAAACUGAGGAAACACAGAAAACUGUAGAACCUGAACAAACUGAGGAAACACAGAACACUGUAGAACCUGAACAAAUUGAGGAAACACAGAAAACUGUAGAACCUGAACAAACUGAGGAAGCACAGAAAACUGUAGAACCUGAACAAACUGAGGAAACACAGAAAACUGUAGAACCUGAACAAACUGAGGAAACACAGAAAACUGUAGAACCUGAACAAACUGAAGAAACACAGAAAACUGUAGAACCUGAACAAACUGAGGAAACGCAGAAAACUGUAGAACCUGAACAAACUGAGGAAACGCAGAAAACUGUAGAACCUGAACAAACUGAGGAAACGCAAAAUACCGUAGAGCCUGAACCAACUCAGGAAACACAGAACACUGUAGAGCCUUAG
Messenger RNA from Plasmodium knowlesi strain H, 2124 nucleotides. RefSeq names its product merozoite surface protein 9. The transcript has a single exon. NCBI's taxonomy places the organism in Eukaryota, Apicomplexa, Aconoidasida, Haemosporida, Plasmodiidae. Bases 1 to 2124 code for a protein of 707 amino acids. The record is from RefSeq and is a predicted model, not a curated record.